Populus trichocarpa (black cottonwood) is the source of this 1796-nucleotide messenger RNA. RefSeq names its product glutamate decarboxylase. NCBI's taxonomy places the organism in Eukaryota, Viridiplantae, Streptophyta, Magnoliopsida, Malpighiales, Salicaceae. The record is from RefSeq and is a predicted model, not a curated record. Gene Ontology annotation, cellular component: cytosol. The transcript is spliced from 7 exons. Gene Ontology annotation, molecular function: pyridoxal phosphate binding; glutamate decarboxylase activity. Gene Ontology annotation, biological process: L-glutamate catabolic process. Bases 87 to 1577 code for a protein of 496 amino acids.
CCAUGGUAUCACUUUCCUCACACAUCUUCAUUCUUGACUUCUUCCUAUUUCAUCAACAGUACUGAACAUUCUCUUGAUCACCAGCCAUGGUUCUCUCCAAGACAUCUUCAGAAUCUGAUGACUCCGUUCACUCAACCUUCGCCUCGAGAUAUGUCCGAGCUUCACUUCCGAGGUUCAAGAUGCCAGAAAAUUCGAUCCCAAAGGAGGCAGCCUUUCAGAUCAUAAACGACGAGCUCAUGUUGGAUGGUAACCCUAGGCUUAACCUAGCAUCAUUUGUGACCACAUGGAUGGAGCCUGAAUGUGAUAAGCUUAUCAUGGCUUCUAUCAACAAAAACUACGUGGACAUGGAUGAAUACCCUGUCACCACUGAGCUUCAGAACCGAUGUGUUAACAUAAUAGCCCAUCUCUUCAAUGCACCACUUGGAGACUCAGAGACAGCAAUUGGAGUCGGAACCGUAGGAUCCUCCGAGGCUAUAAUGUUGGCUGGUUUAGCAUUCAAGAGAAGGUGGCAGAACAAGAUGAAAGCUGAGGGAAAGCCCUAUGAUAAGCCUAACAUUGUCACCGGAGCCAAUGUUCAGGUGUGUUGGGAGAAAUUUGCAAGGUAUUUUGAAGUGGAGUUGAAGGAGGUGAAGCUUAGAGAUGGUUACUAUGUGAUGGAUCCAGAAAAGGCUGUGAAAAUGGUGGAUGAGAACACAAUCUGUGUUGCAGCUAUCCUUGGCUCCACCCUUAAUGGAGAAUUUGAAGAUGUUAAGCUCUUGAAUGAUCUCUUGGUGGAGAAGAACAAAGAAACUGGAUGGGAUACUCCGAUCCAUGUUGAUGCGGCCAGCGGUGGCUUCAUUGCUCCUUUUAUUUACCCAGAACUUGAGUGGGAUUUCAGGUUGCCGUUGGUGAAGAGUAUCAAUGUUAGCGGGCACAAAUAUGGACUAGUCUAUGCUGGAAUCGGUUGGGUCGUUUGGAGGAACAAAGAGGACUUGCCUGAAGAACUUAUUUUUCAUAUUAAUUAUCUUGGAGCUGAUCAACCCACCUUCACCCUCAACUUCUCCAAAGGAUCUAGUCAAGUUAUUGCUCAAUAUUACCAACUCAUUCGCUUGGGUUAUGAGGGAUACAAAAAUGUUAUGGAAAAUUGCAGAGAUAACAUGAUGGUGCUUAAACAAGGACUGGAGAACACAGGCAAGUUCAACAUUGUCUCAAAAGACAAUGGGGUGCCAUUAGUGGCCUUUUCAUUGAAGGACAAUAGCAGCCAUAAGGAAUUUGAGGUAUCCGAAAUGUUAAGGCGAUUUGGUUGGAUUGUGCCUGCCUACACCAUGCCCCCUGACGCUCAACAUGUUACUGUCUUGCGUGUGGUGAUCCGAGAAGAUUUCUCUAGGACACUCGCCGAACGUCUUGUUCUUGACAUUGAAAAGGUCUUACAUGAGCUUGAGACAUUGCCAUGCAGGAUCAGUACCAAGAUUGCUUUGGCUAAUGAGGAGAAGGAAGCUGCGGCCAAUAAAGAGAAGAGGGAUCUGGAGAAAACAAGAGAGAUUACUACAGUUUGGAGGAAGUUCGUCAUGCAAAGGAAGAUGAAUGGUGUGUGUUAGAGAACGGAAAAAGAUCAUGAUGGAUUGAGCAGGAAUAUUUCACUUUCGCAAUUUUAUUAUCUAUAAUGUUGAGCGUCUUGUCAAUCGGAUUGUUUUUUUUUUUGGUACCAUCUUGAGUUUAUUUAUAGUGCAACUACUUGAUUAUGUGUAUCUUGGAAAUCGAAGAAUGGAUUUAUGCUUCGAAUACUAAUCAAGCAAGGAUCAUGAGGAAUUUAUAUA